Arvicanthis niloticus (Nile rat) is the source of this 1995-nucleotide messenger RNA. RefSeq names its product solute carrier organic anion transporter family member 1A1-like. Gene Ontology annotation, biological process: transmembrane transport; sodium-independent organic anion transport; bile acid and bile salt transport. The record is from RefSeq and is a predicted model, not a curated record. Gene Ontology annotation, cellular component: basolateral plasma membrane. NCBI's taxonomy places the organism in Eukaryota, Metazoa, Chordata, Mammalia, Rodentia, Muridae. Gene Ontology annotation, molecular function: protein binding; bile acid transmembrane transporter activity.
AUGGAAGAAACAGAGAAAAAGAUUGCUACACAAGAGGGCAGAUUCUUUUCCAAGAUAAAGAUGUUUCUUUUGGCAUUAACAUGUGCAUAUUUAUCCAAAUCACUAUCAGGAGUUUAUAUGAAUUCCAUGCUCACACAAAUAGAGAGACAAUUUGAUAUCCCCACAUCUAUAGUUGGGCUUAUCAAUGGGAGCUUUGAAAUUGGAAACCUUUUGCUGAUUAUAUUUGUUAGUUAUUUUGGAAGGAAACUGCACAGACCUAUCAUGAUUGGUGUUGGAUGUGUCCUUAUGGGCCUGGGGUGCUUCUUAAUGUCAUUACCUCAUUUUCUCAUGGGCAGAUAUGAAUAUGAAACAACGAUUUCACCUGCAAGCAACUUGUCCUCAAACAGCUUCGUAUGUAUGGAAAACAGAACACAAACCUUAAACCCAACCCAAGACCCAACAGAGUGUGUGAAAGAAAUGAAAUGAUUAAUGUGGAUAUAUGUACUGGUAGGAAAUAUUUUGCGAAUUGGGGAAACUCCCAUCAUGCCCUUGGGUAUUUCUUACAUCGAAGAUUUUGCCAAAUCAGAAAACUCUCCUUUGUACAUUGGGAUUUUGGAAAUGGGGAAGGUUGUUGGCUCAAUUAUUGGACUUAUGUUGGGAUCUUUCUGUGCACGCUUGUAUGUAGACAUUGGGUCUGUGAAUACAGAUGACCUGACUAUUACAUCCAGUGAUACACGCUGGGUUGGCGCUUGGUGGAUCAGCUUUUUGGUCUGUGCAGCAGUGAAUAUCCUGACCAGCAUCCCCUUUUUCUUUUUGCCAAAAGCACUGCCAAGGAAUGGACAACAGGAUAUUGUGGAUGUGACUAAAUAUGAAAAAGUUGAAAAAUAUAUAUAGAGAACCAAAAAGGAAAGCCUUGGAAUCACUAAAGAUUUUUUGCCAUUCAUGAAGAGCCUCUUCUGCAAUCCUAUUUACAUGCUUUUCAGCCUUACAAGCGUGCUCCAGCUGAAUGCAUUUAUCAAUAUGUUUACCUUCUUGCCCAAAUACCUGGAACAGCAAUAUAGAAAAUCUACUGCAGAGAUAGUAUUCCUCAUAGGUGUUUAUUCCUUACCUCCAAUAUGUCUUGGAUAUUUAAUUGGUGGCUUUAUUAUGAAGAAGUUUAAGAUCACUGUCAAGAAAGCUGCAUACCUAGCAUUCUGCCUAUCUUUGUCUGAAUAUCUUCUUUAUUUCUGUAACUUUAUAAUGACCUGUGAUAAUGCCCCAGUUGCUGGAUUAACUAACUCUUAUAAAGGAGUUCAUCACCAACUAUAUGCAGAGAAUAAGUUUCUUGCUGACUGCAACACAAGGUGUAGCUGCGUAACGAACACAUGGGAUCCAGUGUGUGGAGACAAUGGCCUAGCAUACAUGUCAGCCUGUCUCGCUGGCUGUAAGAAGUUCGUUGGAACUGGAACCAACAUGGUGUUUCAAAAUUGCAGCUGCAUUCGGUCAGUCCUGGGGCUGUGUGAGAGAGGCCUUGAGUGUGAUAACAAGUUUCAGUACUUUUUAAUCAUAUCAGUAAUUGGCAGUUUUCUCUACUCACUUGCAGCCAUACCUGGGUACAUGGUUCUUCUGAGGUGUAUCAAGUCUGAAGAGAAGUCACUUGGAGUUGGACUACAUUCGUUUUGCAUAAGAAUAUUUGCUGGCAUUCCUGCACCUAUUUACUUUGGAGCUUUGUUAGACAGAACCUGUUUACAUUGGGGAACUCUGAAAUGUGGUCAGCCAGGGGCCUGUAGAAUGUAUGAUAUAAACAGCUUCAGGCGCAUUUUCCUUGGAUUGCCUGCUGCACUGAGAGGAUCAAGCUAUCUCCCUGCAUUGUUCAUUCUAAUAUUUAUGAAGAAAUUCCAAUUCCCUGGGGAAUCCAACUCUUCAGAAACUGACCUUGUGGAGAUGAAGCUCACAGUGAAGGAAAGCGAGUGCACAGAUGUGCAGCACAGAAGUCCUAAGGUGGAGAGUGAUGGAGAACUGAAAACCAAGCUGUAA